ACGUCGAGUGUCGCUUUUGAACCGCAUAUUAGUUUGAAAACAAAAUGGCGGACUCCGUUGGUAAAGUUGUGAUUCCCGGCGACAUUUUAUCGGAAUUUCGGGCGUCUGAGAAAACUUCUAAAGUUGCACUCGGCCCCGGACUUAGGCAAGAGGGAGAGGAAGUUCUAGUGACCAAAGGAGGGAUCCUACGCCAUAAGGAACCCAACUUAUACUGGAUAGACUGCCACCAAAGAAGGUCGGUGACCUUGUGUUUGCCAAACUGCUGGUAGCUAAUAAGGACAUGGAGCCAGAGCUGGUGUGUAUCGACUCAGGAGGACACAGCAGUGGGUACGGGGUCAUCCCAGCUGACGGGGGCUUCAUGGUACACACCUCACUCAACCUGGUCAGGAAAAUACUCUCUCCCAACUGUGACAUCCUGAAGUUCCUGGGGAAGAAUGUUCCAUUUGAGACAGCUGUGGGGAUGAACGGACGUAUCUGGGUCAAGGCCAAGACUCCCAAGGACACCAUUGUGGUGGCUAAUGCCAUUGCCAGUUCUGAGCACAUGACAAAUGCCCAAAUAAGGACGAUGAUACGGCAGCUAUUGGACAAACUUUCUGGGUUCUGAUACACCAUGAAUGCAGCUCAUCAGUGCCUACCAUUUGACAAGAUUUGACUUCAGACAAGAUCACAGUUUGUCUUACCAAGGCCAUGGUGGAAAAAUCAAGUUCUGUUACCAUUCCAGUGAUGCAGUUCUUUUUACUAUUGACUUGUGACACAGUUUAUCUAGAACCAGGGCUCUAGCCAGCGUCCGUUUUUCCAUCAAUUGACGGAAAUUUGCUGCGUGUGACGGAAAAAUUUUAAAACCAAUCCGUCAACUUUGACGGACAAAAAUCUGAUAAAAGCUCCUUGGUGG
Messenger RNA from Branchiostoma floridae (Florida lancelet), 892 nucleotides. Its product is annotated as exosome complex component RRP40-like. Lineage: Eukaryota; Metazoa; Chordata; Leptocardii; Amphioxiformes; Branchiostomatidae. Gene Ontology annotation, biological process: nuclear polyadenylation-dependent rRNA catabolic process; CUT catabolic process; TRAMP-dependent tRNA surveillance pathway. Gene Ontology annotation, molecular function: RNA binding. Gene Ontology annotation, cellular component: nuclear exosome (RNase complex); cytoplasmic exosome (RNase complex). The record is from RefSeq and is a predicted model, not a curated record.